CCUGUUUCUUACCUCACUUUUUUUUCAUCUGCAGUUGGGAUAAUCCGCUGUCCAGUGUGCAGUCAGGAGUGUGCCGACAAAGACAUCAUAGAAAACUACUUUGUGCGAGACACCACUGAAGUUCCCAGCAGCACUGUAGAGAAGCCGAGCCAGGUUUGCACAAGCUGCGAGGACAACGCAGAGGCUCGAGGCUUCUGUGUAGAGUGUGUGGAAUGGCUGUGCAAGAACUGCAUCCAGGCCCAUCAGAGGGUAAAGUUCACCAAAGACCACACUGUGCGCCAGAAGGAGGAGGUUCCGCCUGCGGUUGGAGGCAAUAGCCAGCGUCCUGUUUUUUGUCCGUUCCACAAGAAGGAGCAACUGAAACUUUACUGUGAAACCUGCGACAAAUUGACAUGUCGGGACUGUCAGCUGCAAGAGCACAAGGAGCACAGGUACCAGUUUAUUGAAGAAGCUUUUCAAAGUCAGAAGGUGAUCAUUGACACGCUAAUCUCAAAGUUGAUGGAAAAGAACAAAUACAUUAAAUUUACUGGAGACCAAAUUCAAAAUCGAAUCCUUGAAGUUAAUCAGAACCAAAAACAGGUGGAGCAGGACAUCAAAGUAGCUAUCUUUACCCUUAUGGUGGAAAUCAAUAAAAAAGGAAAGGCUCUGCUUAAUCAGUUGGAGACCCUGGCAAAGGAUCGCCGCACAAAGCUCCUCAAGCAAAAGAAUGAAGUGGAUGGUUUUUCCAAACAACUGGAACAUGUAGUGUACUUCUCCAAAUGGGCGGUGUCCAGUGGAAGCAGCACAGCAUUACUGUACAGCAAGCGGCUGAUUACAUUUCGCCUCAAGCAUUUGCUUCGUGCCCAUUGGGAUGUGGCUCCUGUGACCAAUCGUGUCCAGUUUUUGUGUGAUGCAAAUUCCUGGGCACAGAAUAUCUUCAGUCUAGGCUCCCUAGUGAUUGAAGAGGGGGAUCCGCCUCAACAGGCAACUCCUGCAGAUGGUAAAAACCCUCAUGGCACAGCACCCAGCAACCAGCUGUCCAAAUUCCCAUCCCAGAUCAGCCUGGCACAACUCCGCCUCCAACACAUGCAUCAGCAGCUCCUUGCUCAGCGCCAGCAGCAGGCACAGCGCCGACCUGUGGUGGGUGUGAACAAUCCCAGAGUACAAGGACCCAUCCAGCACCCACCACAGCCUGGAAAUCCGCAGGUCCAACGAUUUGCGAAUAUCCAAAAUAUGAAUCCGCGAGCCAACGGCAUGUUAAUAUCCAGUCAACAGGUCAGAUACCCACACAAUAACAUACCAAGAAGACCCGGGGGACCCAAUCCUGUCAGGGUGGCUUACGUGCCUCAACAUGCCAUGAAGCAGUGGCAAGUCCCUGGAAACCAAACCAUGGUUAACCCUGGCACUGGAACCUCCUCCACCCCAUCCAGCCCAACUAUCACCAGUGUGGCGGGAGGUGAUGGCAAGGUUUUCCCCUCUCCUGUUAUCGAGUUGGUGUGUUCGGCUGCUAAUUCCUUCAAUCUCCCACCAUUGCCCGAUAUUGAUAGUACAGAUAACCUCAUGGUGGACAAGAUGAUGCGGAAAGAUGUCAGAAUGGACAACCACCAUCAGAGAAUGAUAGCUCACCGAACUGUCCAGUCACCAAACUCCUCUGUGCCUUCUCCAAUAGGUGUGUCACUAGGUUCCUUGGCGGGUGUUCACCCUCCAAUGCGUUCUUCAAGUGCGUCCAGUGUGGGCAGCCGAGGAAGUUCUGGAUCUUCCAGCAAACCAAGUGGAGGAGCUGACUCCACCCACAAAGUUCCCAUUGUCCGCCUUGAGCCUAUCCGGAUCAAACCAGAGAACAAUGCUGAAAACGAAUCUUUUGAAUACCCAGUCGUAGUGGUCAAGCAAGGAAACCAGCGCCCACAGCAGCAUCCUAGAAAUGCUGAAUACACAGGAAGCAGCAUCUUAACAUCCAUGCUGCUCGAUCGGAAUGCCAAUCGCACUACCAAACCAGACUCUGCUCCAAGGAGGGACACUCCCGAUAGUACCGGUGACCGCCAUGUUGUUCAGCAGAGUACAUACCUGCGAGCCAAUGAUUGGGGCUCUCAUAAUCAGGUGACAGAGAGUGGUGGAAAGGAGGAUGACCCUAAUGAAGAUUGGUGUGCGGUGUGUCAGAAUGGAGGCGAGCUGCUGUGCUGUGAAAAGUGUCCCAAGGUUUUCCACCUCUCCUGCCAUGUGCCAACACUAAUGAACUUCCCCAGGUAA
Messenger RNA from Staurois parvus, 2226 nucleotides. The record is from the annotation of a GenBank genome assembly. Lineage: Eukaryota; Metazoa; Chordata; Amphibia; Anura; Ranidae.